Messenger RNA from Fusarium venenatum, 474 nucleotides. NCBI's taxonomy places the organism in Eukaryota, Fungi, Ascomycota, Sordariomycetes, Hypocreales, Nectriaceae. The record is from RefSeq and is a predicted model, not a curated record.
AUGACCGGGGCUCGCCCGCCGGCAGGGACCAGGGGAGGGGUGGCUAGACUCGCCAGCUUCGACAGAGGUGUGCUGAUGCCAAACCCCCAAAAAUUGGAGAGAGGAGAAGAGGCGGGACAUUGCAGAAUACUCUAUUCGGCCUCCGGGUCCCAAAUCGACGCCCAGCGACAUUACAAGUAUCAGCCACACCGUUUUGCGAGAACCACAAAUGCCGACAAAAGCACGAUAAAGGCAACAAACGGGUUAUCCGAAAAACCAAAACCUUAUGCUCUCCAACGGCUAGAUCGCGGUAUUUGCGCACCACAGAAACGCCACCAAGGUAGAGCUCGACUCACAUCCACCCAAGGGAUGCGAGGCUGGCGAAGAAAGUGCGAGUGCCAGGCUGCCAAUGAAAGCCCACCACACCAAACAACCCCAAUCUCGUCAAUGACGCGCCGCGGCUACGCGGACCAGCAGCCGGUGGAUGAUGCCUGA